CUGCUCGCAUGAACCGCUUGCAAUCCGGAUUCGGUGAGGGAACGAAGGGACGAGAACUCUACCAGCCGGGUAAGGCGGCCGUCGAUCGAUGAAUUGAGAAAGAUAGGACCCGGGAUUCCAUUUCAUUUUGUGGUAAAAAUGGGACGGGAACAGAUGGGAAGUGUGUCCCCGGUUCUAUUCCCUUUUUUGUUCGGAUGAGACGGCAGUGAGCAAUCGAUAGAGAGCAAGGGAUGCUAGCGCUCUGAUCCUAGUAUUCCUCGCUUCAGUUGGUUCAGGAAGCUUUGGCAUCGGGAAGCAUUAAGCAAGAGCGAAGCGAUAGCUUCGCGUUGUGUUUUUUGGAAACACCUACUUUUGCUUGCCCUAAGAUCUAAAACAGAGGCGGGCUUGCCUGCGCUCCCGGUCUAUUCGGCUCGGCGAACCUAUUCUCUUCUCUACUAAACUAACCACCUGAGCCAACUCGAGAAACGAAAACUAAAAUGACAAUCCAUUCUAUUGUUAUUCAAAAAUUACUGAGUACGAACGCACAUCUAGGCCGUCGGGUAGCUGCUCACCAUUUCAAAGUCUAUAUCUGUGGUUCCAGAAAUGGAAUUGCUAUUCUCGAUUCAGAUAAGACACUGAUUUGUUUACGAAACGCUUGUCAUUUUAUAGGAUCUCCCAUUCGUCAAAAAGGCCGUUCCUUCUUUGUAAAUACCAAUUCGUUAUUCGAUGAGAUAAUAGAACAAAUGGCGACGAGAAUCGGCUGUAUCAAUGAUUCUCAAUGGAGGAUCGGGGGGUUUUUGACCAAUUGUUCAAGUCCGAAAAAAAUCCGUUCGAGAAACAAGAAGAUCAAUUUCGGGUCGAACCAACAACCAGAUUGUGUAGUUAUUUUUGAUGCAGAUAGAAAGUCCUCGGUCAUACUUGAAGCUGAUCGAUUACAAAUACCUAUUGCAUCUUUAGUGGAUUCGAAUAUCCCAUUGGGAUCCUAUAAAAGAAUCACUUAUCCCAUUCCAGCGAAUGAUCCUAUACAGUUUGUAUAUCUAUUUCGUAAUUCGAUCACGAAAACAGUUCUUCUUGAACGGGGAAGAAUCGUUGCGAUGAAGGAGACUGUGGGAGAAGAAAAAGCUCAUAGACCAGAGCUACUACAAGCACUUUUAGAUAAAGGGGGGUUAACUAACGAAAGAAAGAUGGAACUUGUUCCCCACCCAGGAAUAAAACCACAUUUCCUUGCUACUAAUCAAUUUAGGCGCCCUUUCAUCCGGGAAUUUAGGUCUACCCCUUAUUACUCUUCCCCACUCGAGCUCUUCGAGGCCGUCGCCCCAUUCCUCAAUGCUGUUAGCACUUGGGCUGGAAGUUCGAUGGCGAAUGGUGUAUCGGGGGUGACAGAUGGAAAUGUGGGGGCUAAUAGUCUGCCGGGGGCGGAGGUGAUUCCUAGUUCCGGAACGACUUCAACGGGAAUACCACCCCUGCUCUCCCUACAGAUCCCAAAAGGGGGCCACGGCCACCUCGCUUCUCUUUUUUUUUUGAUAAAGACCUGGUGCCCGACCGGUCUUCUCUGCCUGAACAAAGCGGAAAAGUGGUCACGACCGAACCGCAAGUUGACCACUCCAGUACCGCUACUCCGGGAGCAUCCGCUGCUCAUAACUGUUUUGAAGAAGGGUGGGUCGAGAGCGAGAGAACCCGUCUGA
Telopea speciosissima is the source of this 1664-nucleotide messenger RNA. Its product is annotated as ribosomal protein S2, mitochondrial. Gene Ontology annotation, biological process: translation. Gene Ontology annotation, cellular component: ribosome; mitochondrial small ribosomal subunit. Lineage: Eukaryota; Viridiplantae; Streptophyta; Magnoliopsida; Proteales; Proteaceae. The record is from RefSeq and is a predicted model, not a curated record. The coding region runs from base 477 to 1664 and encodes 395 amino acids. Gene Ontology annotation, molecular function: structural constituent of ribosome. The transcript has a single exon.